Exophiala dermatitidis NIH/UT8656 is the source of this 2254-nucleotide messenger RNA. RefSeq lists its product as uncharacterized. The record is from RefSeq and is a predicted model, not a curated record. NCBI's taxonomy places the organism in Eukaryota, Fungi, Ascomycota, Eurotiomycetes, Chaetothyriales, Herpotrichiellaceae. The transcript has a single exon. The coding region runs from base 629 to 1705 and encodes 358 amino acids.
CUUGCCCAGACACACGGCUUAAGCAUUCAAUGGAUCUGCCCGGAAUUGCUUGUUCAACAUCGACUCCCGGCCACAUGACCCACGCUGACCGCCCUGUUGUUUCAUUUGUCUCGCGCAUACUCCGUCCAGUCGGCGAAGUGGACGUUCAUUAAUCGUGAAUAAAAUGCCCAAUUGGACUCCCUAGCAAUAAUAAUGUCGGUGAAGCAAGCUACCUGACCUGUACCCUAAAUGACGUAGCGCUUUCUUUCACUGCAGUUAGAACACCGCAUCUCUCUGCCUUUACUUAUUGAUUAUCAAUUCCUUCCUGAGGUGCGGCUUUCGUGCAUAUACCGAAGCUACGUCGAUCGACCAGACUACAGCCACUACCACCGGCGAUACAUACUAGACAUUAACAUUUCUCCUGUACUUGUAUCAUGUUUGCCCUCCGCUGAUCUUUCCAACUAUCUUCCAAUCAACGAGGGCGCCUCAAGAUUCCCGUUUGCCAAUAGGCCGUCCUAGUCCUUUUCGUUCUGCAGGAUUUCAAGAUUCUGGACGCCCAAUCUGUAUGGUGCUGCAAGGCCUCCAAGCACAAGCCCUCGCACAGUUAACGAAGCGACGCACUAUCGUGUAACGCUCGACUAGCCUCAGAAUGGCCGAACAGGCCCUGGGACUGACCUUAAAUGCGGUCCCAGUUGCGAUCAAGCAUCACGACAAAGUCUGGGAUCCAGUCCACCACAGAUGGAAGAAGAUGCGAGGCCAGUUGCCCAAGGAAGAUGAGGACAUUUACGACCGAAGGAUAAUGGAAGAGAAGGGUCUAGUUCUGCGCCGACGGCGUGAUGUCGCCCCAGACGAGGAAAUCGUGGAAGUGGUCCGGCACAAAGGCGAAGUUCUCCCCAGGCGGCCAGGGCAGCGACGGAGGGCGAGCUCUCUGAACAAUGAACGAGCCUUGGUGGGCGCUGGUGCCGGAGCUGGUGCAGGAGCACUCGCCCAUCGUCGAGAUCGACGAGACUCUUAUUACGACUCUGAAGGGUCUGUACCACCCCGGUCUCGCGUGCGAGCCAAAUCAUCCACAGGUCGAUCUCGGAAGAAACGAGGGUCAUCCAGCGACUCCUCGACGUCGUCUUCAUCGUCACUAGUGUCAUCUACCGAGGAGGAAAAAAUCUGCAAAAAGAUACAACGCAAGAAAUGGAUUACUGCCGCAUUGGCCAGUGUUGCCACCAUUCAUGCGGCAUCCAAGGUGUACUCCUCCAUCGAAGCUCACGACAAGCGCAUGGAAAAAGUCCGAGAGGGCACCUUGUCUCCUGAGCAAGCACACAAGCAACAACGGGCCGCGCGCUGGCAAGAUGCGGCGGCUAUUGGCAUUGCCGCCCUCGGCAUCAAGGGCGCUGUGAGUGAGUGGAACGAGGUUUCCGAAGAACACGCAGAGCACAAAAGAUUGCUCCUGGAGAGGGAGGAACACCAUAAAAAACGUCUCGAACGGGAGCGGCGUCGGAGAGCCCGGGAAAGGGAUGGUUAUUACAAAGGGCGGGAUGGUCAUUGGUAUUAUGCUGGACCGGCAAGGAGGAGCCCCUCAAGUCCCCGUGGCGACAGUGCAAGAGGACGUUAUCCUGACUCCGAUCCGGGCAGAGACUCUGGUCGUAAUCGCAGACGGACAGAGGACGACAGCGACGAUGGUAGGGACCGGUCCCGGCGUGCGGUGAGUCGCCGUCGUGCAGACGACUACUGAUUCUUUUUUUUUUCCGGCAUCUACCUUCUCUGGGUGUACGCCAAUUUCGGUCACGUGUCUAUGUUCGGGAAGAUUGUAACCGGCACGGUGCUGACGAACGUGGAAAGACCAGCAGAAGCUCGUCCCCCCAGCGUCUUCAGAAGAAACCGGAAAAGACACGACACACUGUCGGUCAACUCGGGGUUGAUGUCUUGGACGCAGCGAUAAACCCUUAGCAAGCAGUCAGUUUUCUUUUCGGCAUUAGUUAUAGCGGGUGUAGCAUGGCACUGGAACGUCUUGAUUCUGCGAUUUCAAGAAAUCGCCUGGGGUGCAUUUUCAGCAGGGCUUAGAGAGCAAGGUGCAAUAAAAGGCAGGUGUGGUACGAGAUAACGAGGUUACGAGGUAUGCGAACAUGACAUGGUAAGACCUACUCAAAACUCACAGGCUGAUGCAGUAUAUCACCUCGUACUGGAUCUAUAGAGUCGUUUCACUUCUGCAAUUCCCCUAAGACUACCUGUAGAGGCUCCAACUAUACGAAGCCUAUGACAAGGCUGCGAUAUUGCGGAAAAG